Molecule: messenger RNA, 5697 nt
Organism: Trichechus manatus latirostris (Florida manatee)
Lineage: Eukaryota; Metazoa; Chordata; Mammalia; Sirenia; Trichechidae
Gene: MECOM
Product: MDS1 and EVI1 complex locus
Exons: 15
Coding region: 1179-4298 (1039 amino acids)
Molecular function (GO): protein binding; histone H3K9 methyltransferase activity
Source: RefSeq, a predicted model, not a curated record
ACACACACACACACACUUCCACUUGUGCUUUCAGAAUAUCGAAACAGAAGAUAAUUCCCUGGGGAAAGAAAUCCUGCCUGGCGAGAUCUCCUUAUUGGUUGUUUACUCGGAGAAAUCUACAUGUUUAAGGGGGAUGGUGCAUCCAUAAUCAGUCUGUUCCUAUAGGACUUGGGUCUUGGCGACCUUUUUGUGACCUCUCCCGCCAAAGGAGGCUGCUGUCACUUUAAAAAUAUACUGAAAGAGGAGCCCGUCUGGCUUCCGAUCACUCUGUGCGGCAGAAGAUAGCUCCCUUUCUCCCUCGCCCCGGGUUCUUUCUGGAUGGCCGAGCAGAUCCUCUUUAAAGAGACAGUUCAUGAAAUAGAAACCCGGCAGCUGAGCUUGGAGUUGCGAAAGGGGACGAUCCCGUGAGGGUCUAGGACCGGGGAAGGCGCUGCGGAGGAUCUGAAAGGGAGUUAGAGCUCCUCUCGCCUCCCCAGGUCCCCCACCUUUACAAACCCUCCUCCUCCUGCCUGUUUUCCACUCCUUGGAACUGGGAGAGAGAAGUGGAAGAAGUUUUAGUGGGUUUCAGAUAACUUUCAUGACACAUCGGGCUGAUAAGAGCAAGAGAAAGUGAGAAAAGAGGGAGGUGAUGUGAACCACAAGGAAUAGCUUCGAGCUCAUUUAGGAGGGGGAAAAAAAGCCAAAACACACCAAACUCGGGUCACCCAGACGAGAGGAGAUUUCAUUUCUGGUCUUAAAAAUACACUGUUGGCGGACAAUAAAUCUGAAACGCGUGGUCCCGGCGAGCAGAUCCUAGAGACGGACAAAGUUAUCAGAGACCCAUUUGGAAAUCGAGACGCGAGGCUUUUUUACAUCUCGAAAUGUUGCUCGGGAUGGUUUGAAAGGAUUUACGAUCAGGAGAGCUGGGGUCUGCUGAUUCUUUAUUUUGUUUGUUUAAGUUCUUCUGUGAUUGCCCUUUAUUGCUGAGUUGAGGCCAUAGAAAUAUUAAGAUCUUAGAUGAGUUUUGCAAUGUGAAGUUCUACAUAGAUGCCAGUCAACCAGAUGUAGGAAGCUGGCUCAAGUACAUCAGGUUCGCUGGCUGUUAUGAUCAGCACAACCUCGUUGCAUGCCAGAUAAAUGAUCAGAUAUUCUAUAGAGUAGUCACAGACAUUGCGCCAGGAGAGGAGCUCCUACUGUUCAUGAAGAGUGAAGACUAUCCCCAUGAAACUAUGGCCCCGGAUAUCCACGAAGAACGACAAUAUCGCUGUGAGGACUGUGACCAGCUCUUUGAAUCUAAAGCUGAACUAGCGGACCACCAGAAGUUCCCAUGCAGUACUCCUCACUCAGCAUUUUCAAUGGUGGAAGAGGAAUUUCGACAACAACUCGAAAGCGAGAGUGAUCUCCGGGAGAUACAUGCAAUCCAGGAGUGUAAGGAAUGUGACCAAGUUUUCCCCGAUUUGCAAAGCCUGGAGAAACACAUGUUGUCACAUACCGAAGAGAGGGAAUACAAGUGUGAUCAGUGUCCCAAGGCAUUUAACUGGAAGUCCAAUUUAAUUCGCCACCAGAUGUCACAUGACAGUGGAAAGCACUAUGAAUGUGAAAACUGUGCCAAGGUUUUCACGGACCCUAGCAACCUUCAGCGGCACAUCCGCUCUCAGCAUGUCGGUGCCCGGGCCCACGCUUGCCCGGAGUGUGGCAAAACGUUUGCCACUUCAUCGGGCCUCAAACAACACAAGCACAUCCACAGCAGUGUGAAGCCCUUUAUCUGUGAGGUCUGCCAUAAAUCCUAUACUCAGUUUUCAAACCUUUGUCGUCAUAAGCGCAUGCAUGCUGAUUGCAGAACCCAAAUCAAGUGCAAAGACUGUGGACAAAUGUUCAGCACUACGUCUUCCUUAAAUAAACACAGGAGGUUUUGUGAGGGCAAGAACCAUUUUGCGGCAGGUGGAUUUUUUGGCCAAGGCAUUUCACUUCCUGGAACCCCAGCUAUGGAUAAAACGUCCAUGGUUAAUAUGAGUCAUGCCAACCCGGGCCUGGCUGACUAUUUUGGUGCCAAUAGGCAUCCUGCUGGUCUUACCUUUCCAACAGCUCCUGGAUUUUCUUUUAGCUUCCCUGGUCUGUUUCCUUCCGGCUUGUACCACAGGCCUCCUUUGAUACCUGCUAGUUCUCCUGUUAAAGGACUAUCAAGUACUGAACAGACAAACAAAAGUCAAAGUCCCCUCAUGACACAUCCUCAGAUACUGCCAGCUACACAGGAUAUUUUGAAGGCACUAUCUAAACACCCACCUGUAGGGGACAAUAAGCCAGUGGAGCUCCAGCCCGAGAGGUCCUCUGAAGAGAGGCCCCUUGAGAAAAUCAGUGACCAGUCAGAGAGUAGUGACCUUGAUGAUGUCAGUACGCCAAGUGGCAGUGACCUGGAAACAACCUCGGGCUCUGAUCUGGAAAGUGACAUUGAAAGUGAUAAAGAGAAAUUUAAAGAAAAUGGUAAAAUGUUCAAAGACAAAGUAAGCCCUCUUCAGAAUCUGGCUUCAAUAAAUAAUAAGAAAGAAUACAGCAAUCAUUCCAUUUUUUCACCAUCUUUAGAGGAGCAAACUGCGGUGUCAGGAGCUGUGAAUGAUUCUAUAAAGGCUAUUGCUUCUAUUGCUGAAAAAUACUUUGGUUCAACAGGACUGGUGGGGCUGCAAGACAAAAAAGUUGGAGCUUUACCUUACCCUUCCAUGUUUCCCCUCCCAUUUUUUCCAGCAUUCUCUCAAUCAAUGUACCCAUUUCCUGAUAGAGAGUUGCGAUCGUUACCUUUGAAAAUGGAACCCCAAUCACCAAGUGAAGUAAAGAAACUGCAGAAGGGAAGGUCUGAGUCUCCCUUUGAUCUCACCACUAAGAGAAAGGAUGAGAAGCUCUUGACUCCAGUGCCCUCCAAGCCUCCAGCAACGCCUGCCACAAGCCAAGACCAGCCCCUGGAUCUAAGUAUGGGCAGUAGGAGUAGAGCCAGUGGGACAAAGCUGACUGAGCCUCGAAAAAACCAUGUGUUUGGAGAAAAAAAAGGAAGCAACGUAGAACCAAGACCAGCAUCAGAUGGCUCCUUGCAGCAUGCUAGACCCACUCCUUUCUUUAUGGACCCUAUUUACAGAGUAGAGAAAAGAAAGCUAACUGACCCACUUGAAGCUUUAAAAGAGAAAUACUUGAGACCUUCUCCAGGAUUCUUGUUUCACCCACAAAUGUCGGCUAUUGAAAACAUGGCGGAGAAGCUAGAGAGCUUUAGUGCCCUGAAACCUGAAGCAAGUGAGCUUCUACAGUCAGUCCCCUCCAUGUUCAACUUCAGAGCGCCUCCCAACGCCCUGCCAGAGAACCUCCUGCGCAAGGGAAAAGAACGCUAUACUUGCAGAUACUGUGGCAAGAUUUUUCCGAGAUCUGCAAACCUAACACGGCACUUGAGAACCCACACAGGAGAGCAGCCUUACAGAUGCAAAUACUGUGACAGAUCGUUUAGCAUAUCUUCUAACUUGCAGCGGCAUGUUCGGAACAUCCACAAUAAGGAGAAGCCAUUUAAGUGUCACUUAUGUGAUAGGUGUUUUGGGCAACAAACCAACCUAGACAGACACUUAAAGAAGCACGAGAAUGGAAACAUGUCUGGUACGGCAACAUCAUCCCCUCAUUCUGAACUGGAAAGUACAGGCGCGAUUCUCGAUGACAAAGAAGAUGCUUACUUUACAGAAAUUCGGAAUUUCAUCGGAAAUAGCAACCAGUCACCCAGGAACACAGAAGAAAGGAUGAAUGGCAGUCAUUGUAAGGAUGAAAAGGCUUUGGUGACCAGUCAAAAUUCAGAUUUAUUGGAUGACGAAGAAGUAGAAGACGAGGUGUUGUUAGAUGAGGAGGAUGAAGACAAUGAUAUUACUGGGAAAACAGGAAAGGAAUCAUUGACAAGUAAUUUACAUGAAGGAAACGCUGAGGAUGACUAUGAGGAAACCAGUGCCCUGGAGAUGAGUUGCAAGACCUCCCCAGUGAGAUAUAAAGAGGAAGAAUAUAAAACUGGACUUUCUGCUCUAGAUCAUAUAAGGCAUUUCACAGAUAGCCUCAAAAUGAGGAAAAUGGAAGAUAAUCAAUAUACUGAAGCUGAGCUGUCUUCUUUUAGUACGUCCCAUGUGCCGGAGGAACUUAAACAGCCGUUACACAGAAAGUCCAAAUCACAGGCAUAUGCUAUGAUGUUGUCAUUGUCCGAAAAGGAGUCCCUCCAUUCUACAUCCCACAGUUCUUCCAACGUGUGGCACAGUAUGGCAAGGGCUGCAGCGGAAUCCAGUGCCAUCCAGUCCAUAAGCCACGUAUGACGUUUCCAAGGUUGACCAGAGUGGGACCAAGUCCAACAGUAGCAUGGCUCUUUUACAUAGGACUAUUUAAAAGACUGCUGAGCAGAAUGCCUUAUAAACCUGAAGGGUCACUCAUUUAAAGUCUGGUGACCUUAAACUGAAUGAUUAAAAAGAAAGAAAGAAAAAAGACUAUUUAUUCUCGAUAUUUUGUUUUGCACAGCAAAGGCAGCUGCUGACUUCUGGAGGAUCAAUGUGACUCAAAGUGAUUCAAAGAAAGUGAAAAACUUGCUGGGCAGAAGGCAUCUUCCAGUUCACCCUGCCCGACCGAGGAUGUGUGUGAGAGAGAGGGGCAGUCGAGAUGUCAGCAUUGAUACGGAUGAACACUCCAUAGAAACUGAAUCCUUUUUUGUACAAGAUCACCUGACACAUGAUUGGGAACAGUUGCUUUUAAUUACAGAUUUAAUUUUUUUCUUUGUUAAAGUUUUAAGUAAUUUAACCCUUUAAAGAUGGAAGUAGUUGAAUGAAAUGCACACUCGAUAAUUCUAGAAGCUGAUAACAGGGAGUUCUUGUUCCCCCUUAACCUUUGCCUUCUCAAGUACAUUGUUAAAAAAUAGGGGAAAAGGGUAUGUGUAUAUUGUAAACUAUGGCUGUUCAAUGCUCAAAGAGGUUAAGUCAGUAAAGUAUCCUGUUCAUCACCAGUACCACUGUACCGCUAAUAAAAUGUUUGCCAAAUCCUUGUAAUAACAUCUUAAUUUUAGACAAUCAUGUCACUGUUUUUUAAUGUUUAAUUUUUUGUGUUGUGUGUAUCAUGUAUUUAUUUGUUGGCAAACUAUUGUUUGUUGAUUAAAAUAGCACUGUUCCGGUCAGCCACUACUUUAUGAUGUCUGAGGCACACCCCUUUCUGAAUUUCAAGGACCAAGGUGACUUGACCUGUGUAUGGGAGUGCCAAAUCGUGUUUGGCUUUUCUUAACAUUCCUUUUCUUUUUGUUGUUUUGUUUCCCUUCUUAAUGAACUAAAUAACGAAUAGAUGCAACUUAGUUUUUAUAAUACUGAAAUUGAUUCAGUUGUAUAAAUGAUUAUAAUUUCCUCAUGAAAGCAUGAUUCUUCUGAUUAAAAAGUGUACCCCAUAUUUUAUGCUGGUUGUGUGCAAGCUUGUGCGAUGUUAUGUUCAUGUUAAUCCUAUUUGUAAGAUGAAGUGUUCCAGACCUUAUGUUAAAAGAGAAAAGUAAAUAACAGACUGUAUUCAGUUAUUUUGCCCUUUAUUGAGGAACCAGAUUUGUUUUCUUUUUGUUUGUAAUCUCAUUUUGAAAUAAUCGGCAAAUUGAGGUACUUUCUUCAAAUGCUUUGUACAAUAUAAACUGUUAUGCCUUUCAGUGCAUUACUAUGGGAGGAGCAACUAAAAAAUAAAGACUUACAAAAA